Messenger RNA from Trichoplusia ni (cabbage looper), 1364 nucleotides. RefSeq names its product mitochondrial import inner membrane translocase subunit Tim23 (gene Tim23). The record is from RefSeq and is a predicted model, not a curated record. Lineage: Eukaryota; Metazoa; Arthropoda; Insecta; Lepidoptera; Noctuidae. Gene Ontology annotation, cellular component: mitochondrial inner membrane; TIM23 mitochondrial import inner membrane translocase complex. The transcript has 3 exons. Gene Ontology annotation, molecular function: transmembrane protein transporter activity. Bases 124 to 708 code for a protein of 194 amino acids. Gene Ontology annotation, biological process: protein import into mitochondrial matrix.
UUUUGGCCACUUUUGACACUGACAGUUCCAAUUCCAUAGUUCGAUUUCUGUAAAUUCGCUUCGUGCUAUCCGAAUCACGUUUUAGAUUUAGAUUAGUUAAAAUAGUGUUAAAAAAUUAGCAAAAUGUCCUUAUUUGGCGAUAUACUGUCCAUGAAUAAAAAUGAAGAGAAGAGCAACCAGGCGGGUGCUAGCCUAUCCCCAUAUUUGAACUUCGAUCCUCACUAUAUCCCGAAAAUGCAGCCAGAAUUUUUAUACCCUGAUGAUAGUCAUAUGGCGUCAACAGCAAGAAGGUCUAACGUGGCCCUACCCAUCAUUGGAAUGUCCUUCAUGAGUGGUUCAGGGUUAGGAGGGAUGGCAGGUUUAUACAAAGGUUUAAGAGCUACCACACUAGCAGGACAAACCGGCAAAGUUCGACGGACGCAGAUCAUCAAUUACGUUAUGAAGCAAGGCACAAACACGGGCUGCACUCUUGGCAUUAUCGCAUCUUUCUACUCGUGUAUCGCGCUCGGCGUCACAUGGCUGCGCGACAAGGAAGACACAGCCAACACCUUCAUCGCAGCUACAACCACAGGGAUCAUCUACAAGAGCACCUCAGGGCUCCGCUCCAUGGGCCUCGGCGCCGCCGUCGGCCUCACCCUCGCCGGAGUAUACACACUAAUCACGGACAACGACAACAUAUGGAGCAAAGCCAGAUACAACAGAUUGUGAUUCAACCCGCCUAUAGUUAUGUAAAUAUUUAAUAGACUGUUAUGUUUAGUUUUUGUUAUGAACAACGCCAAAGGAUCUGUCGGGUCACCGGGACUUAUUUGUGCCAUGUCCCCUGUACCUGUUUAGAUUUAUGCAUCGUGCUUAUUUGUUAUCCAUAAACUGUACUGUCGGUUGUUAAAUGCUUUAUCGCAAUUUUAGCUUCUGUAAGCUAUACCAAAAAAAUUGUAUAUUAGUUAAAUAAAUUUCGUGUAUGUUGUACUUGUUACAUUUGAUCGUUAGGUACUGUGUUACUAUAGCAAAUGUUUAGGUAUGUACAUGAUGGUGUCAAUAAAAAUAUAUAUUAUGUGUUGUAACUGGGUGCUACCGCAUGGUAGUCAUUGAAUAGGUGGGAAAAAGUGAUAUUGUAACAUGAGGUGGACAUUUAAAUCCAUACUAUGUAAGGUAUAUCCAAAUAGAUAGCUAUUGAAAUCGAGAAAGAUCUUAAUAUUUACUAUUAUUAUCUAAUGCAAAUAUCUAUUGUUCCAAUGAAUGUAAGCUUUAUCGUAUAUCGUUCAGUUUAUGGAUAGCAUACACCUGUAUUACGCACAUAUUCCCGCCUUGUCGUAUCAGGACGCACACAUAUGCAUAAGCGUUAAUAAAACGAGUUAUUUAAAAAA